AUGGGUAUCCUACUACUGCUAUUCCUGGUAUUCUUUGCGCCCCUGCUACUCUUUGUUGCAUGGCUUGCAGCUUCAUCCUGCCUGGGGAAUCGCCUCCGUUCUAUACGACCAGGAUUGGAUGGAUACGGAGCAAGCUACCUCCGCACAAUGGCCAAUUCGGGCCCUGCCAUGUCCGAGCAGAUCGAGAUGGACAAUAUGCUAGUCGAACCAGGGACCCAACGACAGUACGAAGAAGACGAUUGA
Penicillium vulpinum is the source of this 243-nucleotide messenger RNA. RefSeq lists its product as uncharacterized. Lineage: Eukaryota; Fungi; Ascomycota; Eurotiomycetes; Eurotiales; Aspergillaceae. The record is from RefSeq and is a predicted model, not a curated record. The coding region runs from base 1 to 243 and encodes 80 amino acids. The transcript has 2 exons.